UAAUUUUUACCUAUUUUUUCGUUUCUCGUAAUAAUUUCGCUGACUUUAGUGUGUUAGCCCAUGAUGAUGCAUGAAGAGCUGUAUGAUUACUUGAACAGACGGCGGUCGGUGGGUUCGCUCCGCUGGCUCCUGGAGGAACCGGACCCUCUGGCCCCUCUGCCUCUCACCCUGUUGCAGGAGUACCUGCAGAAGCUCCUGGAGAUGAAGAUGCACAUCAGUGAUCAGUUUGAUAACCUGGAAAAGCACACGCAGUGGGGAAUCGACUUUGUGGAAAAAUACACCAAAUUUGUGAAGGAAAGGACUGAGAUCGAGCUCAACUAUGCAAGACAGAUCAGGAAUCUGUCCAAGAAAUACCAGCCUAAGAAGAAAGAGGAAGACGAGAAUAAGUACACAUGGUGUCGCGCGUUUCAUUCGACGCUAAACGAGCUGAACGAUUACGCCGGACAGCAUGAGGUCAUCGGAGAGAACAUGACGUCACAGAUCAUCGCCGAACUCACGCGAUAUGCACAGGAAAUCAAAACAGAGAGGAAAGCGUGUAAGAGGAAGUUUGAGCGGGACUGUAAGGAAGCAGAUCGAGCCCAGCAGUACUUUGAGAAGUUGGACGCAGACAUCAACGUGACGAAAGCAGACGUGGAGAAGGCACGGCAGCAGGCUCAGAUGAGACACCAGAUGGCUUCUGACAGCAAGAAUGAAUAUUCCUCAUACCUGCAGAAGUUCAACCAGGAACAGAACGAACAUUAUUACACCAUCAUCCCUAAUAUUUUCCAGAAGAUCCAGGCGAUGGAGGAGAAGAGGAUCGAGCGAAUGGGUGAGUCGCUGAAGACGUUUGCAGAGGUCGACCGACAGAUUCUGCCCAUCAUCGGGAAAUGCCUGGAUGGAAUAACACAAGCGGCCGAGUCCAUCGAAUCCAAGAAUGACUCCUCUCAGGUCAUAGAGUCGUAUAAGUCUGGGUUCGAGCCUCCUGGCGAUGUGGAGUUUGAAGACUAUGGUCAGGCGAUGAAGAGGACGGUGUCUGAGACCAGCCUCACUAACUCACGCUCGGACAGCAAAGUGGACCGUUCCAGCAAGAGCAAGAGCAAAACUCUCUGGCCUUUCAUUAAGAAAAACAAGGUAACACACACCGGCGUCACAUUCACUCGCAGUUACUUGGAUUGGACUGAAAACAAAACUCAAGUAAAUAUGAACAGACGUACUAAUGCACCGGCCCGAGAGGCCUCACCUUUGACCUUUGCAGAGAAACGUAACUCUAAAGCCUUUAUUCCUGUGUUGUCCUUUCAAACCGAGAGUAACUUCCUUCUCCGGCCACCCAUCGGUGCUGUUCUCAUGCUUAUGUCCCUGUUAACGUCCCCCGUACCUCGCCAGCCCCCCCCUGACCCUCCCUCACCUUCUGCUGUGACCCCUGACCCCUGCCCCACUCCCCAGACCCCCAAACAGUCCAAGGAGCCCCUGUCCCACCGAUUCAACGACCUCAUGACCUCGAAGUCCAAAAUGCACUGCUUCAGGAGCCUCCGGCGCGGGCUCUCACUCAAUGCCCACGUGCGGAACCUUAUUGAGGGUUCAAAUCCUGAGGACUUCAGUCAUCUUCCUCCAGAGCAGAGAAGGAAGAAGCUUCAGUCGAAGAUUGACGACAUCAAUAAAGACAUACAGAAAGAGAUGGACCAGAGAGAUGCUUUGACUAAAAUGAAGGAAGUGUACAUAAAGAACCCACAGAUGGGGGAUCCCAACAGCGUGGACCCUCGGUUAGCAGAGAUCGCCCACAACAUUGAGAAACUGCAGGCGGAGGCUCAGAAAUUCGAGGGCUGGUUAGCGGAGGUCGAAGGAAGGAUGCCUGUAAAGAGUGACCCUCCACGGAGGACGAGUGCCCUGUACGAGACCCAAAACAGCACACCACCCACCACCAACAACAACUGCGCACAGGAUAGAGAGAGCAGUCCGGAUGGCAGUUAUACAGAGGAACCGAGUUCUGAGGUCCAGAGUAAAGUCCAGCCCGAAACGGCGGAGUCUGGAGAUGAAUUUGAUGAUGCAGAUGAAGAAAUACUACCCACCAUCGGCACCUGCAAAGCCCUCUACCCGUUUGAAGGUGUUAAUGAAGGCACCAUCUCAGUAACGGAGGGUGAGCUCUUGUAUGUAAUAGAGGAAGACAAAGGUGAUGGAUGGACGCGUAUUAGAAGAAACGAGGAAGAGGAGGGUUACGUCCCCUCAUCCUACGUCGAGGUCUUUCUGGACUCCAACGCCAAAGGUGCCAUAACCUACAUAUGACCCAAAGUUUUAGGUCCUGUGAUCUCAGAAGUGUGUUUGUGUAUAUGAAUACUGAAGGAGACGGCUAGGGUGUGUGUGUGUGUGUGUGUGUGUGUGUGAGAUCCUGAAUCUCUCCAAGCCAACAAUGUGACUUUUUAGACUUUUUUUCUGAAACUGAAUGACUAAAUGAUUGUAUGUGUCUUAGCACAUGAUGGUUUUAGAUAUUAGCCCACCAUAGUUUAAUAUGGCGGUAGUAUCUUGUCAUUUUGAGUAGCAAUGCAUGUUAGAACACUCCAACUAAAUGUAUAGACAAAUGCAACACACACAUAUAAGAGGAGACACAUACAAGUUUUUGUAAUGUUUUCAUAUGUAAAUGAACUUAAGGUCAAAUUAUGCUAGUGUUUUUCCCCCGAAAAAACUUUUUCGUAACCACUAGUCAAGCGCUAGUAAUAAUAACCAGUUUACAAGUCGCAUAAAAUAGUAUCAUUUCCUUUUCACAAAA
Sinocyclocheilus grahami is the source of this 2740-nucleotide messenger RNA. Its product is annotated as formin-binding protein 1-like. The record is from RefSeq and is a predicted model, not a curated record. Gene Ontology annotation, biological process: signal transduction. The transcript has 16 exons. NCBI's taxonomy places the organism in Eukaryota, Metazoa, Chordata, Actinopteri, Cypriniformes, Cyprinidae. Bases 61 to 2259 code for a protein of 732 amino acids. Gene Ontology annotation, molecular function: protein binding.